UGUACAACGUGCCUUAAAUUGAAAAAAGGGGGUGGAAGAAGAAAGACAGACGUAGGCGUUAAGACUGACGUCCCUGCCGGAUAACAAUAGUGAAGACGUGUUCCUCACUCCCACUCAACAAAAGUUCUCUCAACAUCCGCCAAGAUGGGAAUCCGAAAAAAGAACAACAAGAACCCACCGGUGCUCAGCCACGAGUUUGUGAUCCAGAACCACGCGGAUAUUGUGUCUUGUGUUGCUAUGGUGUUUCUGCUGGGUCUUAUGUUUGAGAUUACAUCAAAGGUAGCAGUUUUGUUCAUAACUGUGCAAUACAAUGUAACAAUUCCAGCAGAUGGAGGUCCAGAGGAAACGACAGUGAAUUACUUCCAUUACGGUCUGAAAGAUGUGGCCACCGUCUUCUUCUACAUGUUAGUUGCCAUUAUCAUGCACGCCAUUAUUCAGGAAUACGUGCUGGAUAAAAUCAACAGGAAGAUGCACUUCUCCAAAACCAAGCACAGCAAGUUCAAUGAGUCGGGUCAGCUGAGUGCCUUCUACCUCUUCUCCUGCCUGUGGGGAGCCAGCAUUCUUGUUUCUGAGAACCUCCUGUCCAACCCUGUCAGCCUGUGGGACGGUUACCCGCACACCCUUAUGCUGUUCCAGAUGAAGUUCUACUACAUCUGUCAGCUUGGUUACUGGCUUCAUGCUAUCCCUGAGCUCUACUUCCAGAAGGCCAAGAAAGAGGACAUUCCUCGUCAGCUUGUUUAUAUCAGCCUUUACCUGGUCCACAUCACUGGAGCCUACGUUCUGAAUCUGAACCGGUUGGGCCUGGUGUUGCUGGUUCUGCAUUACUUUGUUGAGUUCCUCUUCCAUGUCUCCCGACUCAUUUACUUCAGCAAUGAAAACAGGCAGACCGGGUGAGUGCUAUUGAUUACG
Molecule: messenger RNA, 909 nt
Organism: Sinocyclocheilus rhinocerous
Lineage: Eukaryota; Metazoa; Chordata; Actinopteri; Cypriniformes; Cyprinidae
Product: translocating chain-associated membrane protein 1-like 1
Exons: 8
Coding region: 145-894 (249 amino acids)
Biological process (GO): protein insertion into ER membrane; ceramide biosynthetic process; SRP-dependent cotranslational protein targeting to membrane, translocation
Cellular component (GO): endoplasmic reticulum membrane
Molecular function (GO): sphingosine N-acyltransferase activity
Source: RefSeq, a predicted model, not a curated record